Molecule: messenger RNA, 2111 nt
Organism: Helianthus annuus (common sunflower)
Lineage: Eukaryota; Viridiplantae; Streptophyta; Magnoliopsida; Asterales; Asteraceae
Product: probable inactive ATP-dependent zinc metalloprotease FTSHI 3, chloroplastic
Exons: 7
Coding region: 235-1971 (578 amino acids)
Biological process (GO): proteolysis
Cellular component (GO): chloroplast thylakoid
Molecular function (GO): ATP binding; ATP hydrolysis activity; ATP-dependent peptidase activity
Source: RefSeq, a predicted model, not a curated record
CAUCGGAUCAAUCUUCACUCCGACUAUCAAGGAUAAACUCUAAAACCCUCCCACCACCACCACCACCGGCCACCGCCAUAUUCAUCUUUCAUUCAGGUUUCCUCAAUUCUUCUUCUUAUUAUUUUUUAACGUAAAACGUUUAGCAGUACCUUGCAGCGCACGUUACACCUUGCUAGUGUAUUUAGGCGUACCUUGUAGCGCACGUUACACACUCCACAGAUCACCAAAACCCUAAUGGCGAUGGCUAACCUUUUCAAGCCGAUGAUCAACGCCCCAAAAUCCACAACACACUCUCAUCCUCGAUCUAAAAACCAUAUCUUUUCUACUCCGUCACCUUCAUCCUUCACGCUUCCUCUGCCUCACCCUCAUCAACAUUCCAAGCAUGCAAUUUCUUCACCAAUUAAGGUGUAUAAGGGUUUUGGUGACAAAUUGAAUUGGCCUGAUUUACCCGCAAUCGGUUCAUCAUCGUUCUUCGAUGAAAAGGUUCAAACCGAUGAAAAGUUUCAAUGUCAAUGGGCGAAAGAGGGCGAUGUUGGUGAAACUGAAGAGGGCACGCAGUAUGCAAAAACAAAGAGUAAAUCAAGCAAAAAGAAAUCUGGAAAACUAAUGGCAAAGAUGUACACGGUGAUAGUUGGAACUUCUUUUUGCGUUGUUUUAGCGUUUAUUUCUUUCGCUCUUCCAAAGAAAGUAAGGCUACGUCAUACAGCUGUCCCAUAUUCGGAUCUAGUUGAAAGCAUUCGUGAGGGGAGUGUGAUACAAGUUCAAUUCGUGGAGAACUCGCGCGUGAUUUAUUACAACACCAAGCCGUCUGUUAAACAAGGUGCUGAAAUCCCACAAAGUGAAGCAGGACAAAUAGGAUUACUGAAAGCACUUGAGCCCAAAUGGAAGUUUUAUACAAGAAACGUGGCAGACGAUAAGUAUCAGCUUAUUAAGAUGCUUAAGGAUCAGGGGAUCACAUACGGUUCAGACCCUGAACUUUUAUCCGAUUCAAUGAAGAAUUUCGCGUUUACCAUGCUGCAACUAGCCCCCUAUUGGUUUAUGUUGGGUGUUCAAGGGUUUCAGCUCUAUCAUCAAAUGAAUCUUGGGAAAAUGACAAAAAGAAAACCGAGUAAGAAACAAUCUGUAACGUUUGAUGACGUUGAGGGCGUAGAUUCUGCAAAAGCCGAGCUUCUUGAGAUUGUGUUGUGCAUAAAUGAAGAUAGUAAAUACAUGAAACUCGGGGCAAAAUUACCGAGAGGGGUAUUGCUUGCCGGUCCUCCAGGAACUGGAAAAACAUUGUUGGCCCGUGCUGUGGCAGGGGAAGCUGGAGUGUCGUUCUUUUCCAUUUCCGCUAGUGAAUUGGUAGAGAUUUUUGUUGGUACCGGAGCUGCUCGUGUUAGAGACAUUUUCCGAGAGGCGAGAAAACAUGCACCGUCCAUUAUUUUCAUCGAUGAGAUUGAUGCUGUUGGUGGGCAACGAGGAAGAACUUUGAACUGCGAACGUGACCAAACGUUAAACCAGCUUUUGACCGAGAUGGACGGGUUUGAGAAGGAUGCGAGUGUGGUGGUUAUAGCUGCUACAAACCGACCCGAGACACUAGAUUCGGCUUUGAUGAGGCCGGGUCGGUUUUCGAGGAAAGUACUCGUGGGCGAACCCGAUGAAGUUGGCAGGCAAAGGAUAUUUUCAUUGUAUUUGAGAGAUGUCCCUAUGGAGGAAGACAAAGAGGCCAUUUCUAGCCUUGUUGCUUCACGUACCACCGGAUUAGUCGGGGCUGAUCUUGAAAACAUAGCUCAUGAAUCUGUACUACUUGCUGCUCGAAGAGAUGGAGAAUUUGUGACGAGUGAUGAUAUUUUUCAAGCUGUCGAGAGGGCCACGAAAAAGAUCUUUGAUGAUAAUGACACCAAUGAAACGAAAUCGCCUAAUCCGUUUGGAGCGAUGGCACAAGCACCCAUGCAGUAUGGGGGUGGAGCCAUGGGAUUUGGGUUCAGUUAAUCAAGCUCUUAAGUCUUAAGGACUUUCUUUCAUUCUGGUUUAUGUGAUUUCAUUAUUCUUGAAAAUAUAUAUAGACAUAUCGUUUGCGUUGAGGGGAUGUUUAAAUAGAAAAGAAGUAGCAACUGGAAUUUGCUUAUUUA